CAGAGAUUGAAGGCUUAAAUCAUCUAUCACACCGAGCUGACAUACGAAAGAAAUGAAUAAUGGGGAAGAAAGGCAAAGGAAAGAAGGGUCCUAAGGAACCUCUCCCACUUCUGGCAGAAGUGGAGAGAGAAAUGUUCCAGCUGCACAUAAAUGAUAUAACACGAAAGCUUGAGAGGAUCACAGCACAGUGUCUGGAGUUAGAAAAGAGUAAUGAAGAGUAUGAAAAAAAGUAUAAGAAAUUAGAUGAGGAUAGAGGUGACAUAAUUACCUAUCUAAAACGAACCCUACAAGAGAAAUCAGAUGAAGCUAAACAGCUGCAGGAAACUGUUGACCAACUGACUUUAGAGAAAACCACAAUGCAAGAGAACUUUGCUGCAAAAAUUGCACAGAUGGAGCAUGAAUUCAAAGUGAUGCAAGAGCAGCUAACAGGAGAUAUAAAACUUUUAAGUAGAUGGACAAUUUAUAUUUUUAAGCCAAUGAAGUUCCAGAGUCACAUUAGUAACUUUUCUAUCAAAGCCCUAUAUCAAUCAGUUACUUCUCAUUCAUCAAAUAAAAUAAACUGUAAUACAAAGAUUAAAGAUAUCAAUAACUCGAAAAAGAGUAAUCACUUAUUACAUAUCUUUGUUGUUGGUGGUGUUGUGGGCAUCGGAACUGAAGUUAUCUUCUCUAGGCUUGCAACCUCAUCUACAGAGUUAAGGAUAAAACUGAAUCAACGUCAUAUACAAAAAUGCCAGCCACCUGUUCCAACAGUACAUUGGAUCCCGGUAUUAAAAAAAUUGCUAUUUGUUAUUCUGUAUCAGUUAUUCCUCAAAAUAAAGGCAAAAUGCUACAUUUUUAGUAAAUUGUUCAUUAAAACUAAUUUCAUUGUUUGUAUACAAACAGCUGGUAGAUUGAAAGCCUUGGAACAUUUUCGUGUCCACCAAGAUGAAUUGAUGAAUAAGUUUAAACAACAAGAAAUAGAGAUAGAAGAGAGAGAAAAAGAACAUAAACGAAUGCUUUAUGAAGUGGAAAAGAAAUUCAUAAUUGCCAAAGACAAGGCCAUGAAAGAUAUGGAAGUACGCCAGCUCCAGUUGUCAUCAGAGUUUGAAGCAACAACACAAAUGUGUAUUGCAGCAAGCACAAAACGAGCCAUAAGAGAAAAUAUUGCUGUUAAUAAUGAGCUACGUAAAGUCCAGGAAACAACGUACAGAUUAAUCAAAGAGAAUGAAAAGUUGAAAGAACAUGACAGGCACAUGAAAAUUCAGAAGGAGUUGACAGAGGAGGAGAAAAACAUAGUUAUGCAGGAGAAUGCUGAACAUCUAAAGGCAAGAGUUCAGUUUCAAGUAUUUUUUCUUUGUAAUGUUUAA
Molecule: messenger RNA, 1346 nt
Organism: Schistocerca piceifrons (Central American locust)
Lineage: Eukaryota; Metazoa; Arthropoda; Insecta; Orthoptera; Acrididae
Exons: 10
Coding region: 60-1346 (428 amino acids)
Cellular component (GO): cilium; ciliary basal body
Molecular function (GO): microtubule binding
Source: RefSeq, a predicted model, not a curated record